Tuber aestivum (summer truffle) is the source of this 3457-nucleotide messenger RNA. The record is from the annotation of a GenBank genome assembly. Lineage: Eukaryota; Fungi; Ascomycota; Pezizomycetes; Pezizales; Tuberaceae.
AUGUCAUCGGCUAUUGCUUCCCAGUCAGUUCCGACUCCUUCAAAUCCAUCACCACCCAGGGCUGGUAGACCAUCUCAACCUCGGCCUACCACUUACACUGGAUUAUCCCCUACCGUUCAUACCACCGUGGAGUCAUCUCCUGUUAAUCCUUCACAGUCAUCACAUGGCCAUUCGAAUUCUGUAAGUCAAGGAGGCCCACCAAUCCCCCCCCCACCAAGAACCAGCAGUCAGCGUCAGGGGCCGGCCGUUACUUCGCCUCCGGCUUCUUCCCAGGUCUCCGCGUCGGCCGAGAGGAGUAGGUCUUCUGGUGGUCGUACUCGCGGUCAAAGCACCGAUGGCCGGGAACGAGAGAAGACGGAUAGAGAUAGGGAGAGAGAUCGUCGACGUGCCGAGGAGAGCAAACCGCGACGUGACCAGCCUCCUCCUCCUGCCACGGUCGGCAGAUCCAAUUCCACUCGUGACUCUUCGCGGAAUGCAACCGCCAACAGCAGCAGCACUAACCAGCAGCCUGUGGAUAGAUCUCCUAGCACCAGGAGACGCCAAGAUACGGUUGACGGGGCCGGUGCUAGCACGAGCAGCCACAGCAGGAGCAGAAGGGAACAGGGUGGUAAUGGUGGUUUAGCGGUUGUUAAUAAUCCAGACAGCAACGGGACACGUCCCACGGGCACCAGGAAGGAAACUAGGUUUGGUGAAUAUAUAUUGGGCCAGACACUUGGCGAAGGAGAGUUCGGCAAAGUCAAGCUCGGAUGGAGAAGAGAUGGGGGUGUACAGGUAAGCCUUUUUUUUUUUUUUUGUCAUGUUUGGUUCCUAUUCAUUUCUGCAAUGUUCAUGCACGUAUCUGGGUACGUAUUGGCUACAGCACAAUUUUAAUACUGACCUGUGCACAUCAAGGUUGCUAUCAAACUCAUUCGUCGCGAUUCUCUUUCUCCGCAUCCGAAUAGGUUAUCCAAAAUCAACCGCGAAAUAUCCAUUCUACGUACCUUGUCUCACCCGAACAUUGUCCGACUUCACGAGAUGGUCGAGACGGAUCGCCAUAUUGGUAUUAUCCUUGAGUAUGCCUCCGGCGGCGAACUGUUCGACUACAUCCUCAAUCACCGUUUCCUUAAAGAUCCUCCUGCUUGUCGUUUGUUUGCACAGCUUGUCUCUGGUGUUGGGUACUUGCAUAAAAAAGGGAUUGUCCAUCGUGAUUUGAAAUUGGAAAAUCUGCUUUUAGAUAGGAAUCGGAACAUCAUCAUUACUGAUUUCGGCUUUGCGAAUGUUUUUGAUCCCAGGGACGAACUUGGUGAGCUGGAAGACAAGUUGGAGGAUCCAGAGGUACUAAAAGAGCUUGAGAAGGGUGUGUCUAGUAAUAACGGUGAGGAGGGUAGUUUAUUAGGCAUUCUAGGGCCUGGCCAAGUGAGGAGAAGAGGAGAUUUAAUGGCGACAAGUUGCGGAAGCCCUUGUUACGCUGCUCCUGAGUUGGUCGUUAGUGACGGUCUAUACACGGGCAGAAAGGUCGACGUGUGGUCGUGCGGUGUUAUUUUGGUAGGCUCCUGUCAUUCUGCUUUGGGGGUUUGGUUGCUGACUUUGGGAAUUUGAAGUAUGCAAUGCUUGCGGGAUACCUUCCUUUCGACGAUGACCCGGCCAAUCCCGAGGGUGACAACAUUAACUUGCUUUACAAGUACAUCGUAUCAACACCGUUGACGUUCCCGGAAUACGUUAGCCCGCAUGCCAGAGAUCUGCUAAGGCGAAUGCUUGUGCCGGAACCGCGCAAGAGGGCUGAUCUUUUCGAGGUUGCUCGUCAUAGCUGGCUCAGUCCAUUUGCUAACGUUGUGAGCCUGAUAACUAGCUCUACCACAGGGGUAAAGGAGGUUGAGCAUGUGACAAUUAACGGUAUGCUAUUGCUAUUUAGACCCCCGAGUCCAAUAAGUACUGAUAUGAAAUCUCAUCUAUAGAACCUACUUUAGAUGUGCCGUCUCUCAUGCGCUCUGCCUCUGUUCGCGAACCUUCAUCCACAAACAGCCACCCGCACCCAACAUCUCUCGGUGGGCUUGGCCCAAGGCACCACGCUCAUGAGCAUACCCCUCAGGCCACCCAAUCUAAGCCGGUAUCGGAUGCGAAGAGGCGCACAGUACAGGUUGAGUAUGUUGAGCCAAUAUCACAGACUAAAAGAGGAUCUGCCGCCGAUCCUGAUCAGAAAGUCGACUCCGAGGAUGCCGCACCAGCACCUUUUAUUCCCACCAACAAGCACAAUGAUGGGGUCACCAGGGCCGCUACAACUGCUAGUGUGCCGUCCAGACACCAGCGUACUAUGUCCUCGGACCAGCAGCAAAAGCCGCGAGAUCAGCCACCGCUACCGUCGGGGAGCAGCGCUCAGCCGCCGCGAACAAGGCCUUCGAGUUCGCACCCGCAAGCCCCGACCAGGGCUGCAACCACUGCCGGAGACGGCGCAGGUUCAGGCGCCCCAUCGAGGAGGCCGAGUAGGGAUAGGCCUGGGCCGCAAUUUAGUGGGAAGGUCUUCACCCCUGCCGAGCAAGCCAGUUCCAAUUCGGCAAGGCCAAAUACAGCAAAUUCGAUCAAUUCUAAUCGGUUACCUUCACGGGGUAGUUAUUCCAGGCCCGUUGCGCCCAGUUUGGCUGCUAAUAAUGCUCAAGGGAGGAUAGCGGUGCCUAGGGGGCCUAAACCUUAUACCAUCAGCAACCCGAUUCCACAGCCUGAUAAUAGCGAUGCGAUCGGAGCACCAGCGGGUGCAGGCGAGAUAGGAAAGCCGACUGCCACAGUAUUGCCGACGAAACACUCUGGCAGGCCAUCCCCGCCCGCCGAACAGCCAGCAAAAGGGCACAAGCGUGCAAACACUAUUGGAGGUUCUGGCGGAGCAAGUAGGUUUUUGGGUGGGCUUAUGGGCAGUUCUAAUUCCCAGGACAACACUUCUCGACCUACAAUGACUGGUGCGGGUGAGCCAAGGCCAUCACUGGAACAGAGUGGGCGCUCGAAAUACGAGAAGACGAAAGAGGGCAAGGGAAGAAGGUUCAGUCUUCUACCUACAAGCUUCUCCCUCAGAAGUAUUUCUGGCAGCGGAUCCGAGAGCAAGCAUGAACGUCGACCUUCUAGAAGCGCUUCCGGAUUCCGGGUUGGUCAAUUUGCCAUCUCGAAAUCCCAACCACAGACCUCGUCGCAUCCUCAACUCAGUGUGCCGAAUACUGGCGAAGGCGGAUCAGUCCGUACAGGUUCGGAUACAUCAUUAGCAGUGGGAGGCUCUGCUCCUGCUUCCGCAGCUGGUGGCAACUAUGGUCGAGAGAGCAUUGACCUCGGAGCCGGAAACGCCAACAGUGCUCGACGGCCUGCCGUUCUUCAGAAGAAUAGGAAGUUCACCGAAGGCGAUGCUGGUGGAACUGGCGGUAGUAGCGGCCCGGCAAGAAGGGUUAUGGAUUUCUUCAGGAGAAGGGGUGUUGCAAGGAGCAGUAAGGGGGAUGCUUGA